Boleophthalmus pectinirostris (great blue-spotted mudskipper) is the source of this 5791-nucleotide messenger RNA. RefSeq names its product ring finger protein 19A, RBR E3 ubiquitin protein ligase (gene rnf19a). Gene Ontology annotation, molecular function: zinc ion binding; ubiquitin protein ligase activity; ubiquitin conjugating enzyme binding. The transcript is spliced from 10 exons. Gene Ontology annotation, biological process: ubiquitin-dependent protein catabolic process; positive regulation of proteasomal ubiquitin-dependent protein catabolic process; protein polyubiquitination. The record is from RefSeq and is a predicted model, not a curated record. The coding region runs from base 454 to 3009 and encodes 851 amino acids. NCBI's taxonomy places the organism in Eukaryota, Metazoa, Chordata, Actinopteri, Gobiiformes, Gobiidae. Gene Ontology annotation, cellular component: ubiquitin ligase complex; cytoplasm.
GCAGUAGGGAACGACACUCGACACAGCACCUGGACACACUCAAACCUCACAAGAGAAAGCGGCUUUACAUGCGGAUGUGUUGAUUUCUUCCUAUUUGCUGUCGAUAGAAGAGGUGUCACCAGCAACAGACGGUUCUGUUGCCCCACUUUCGGCCCGGCUAACCCCUGCCCCUCCGCCAAAAUCCGUCUCUUGGAUGUGACCACGCGGCUGAUCAGGAGAAGCCAUCAUGUCCUAAACGCAGAUGGGCCGCCGGGAGCCCUGUCUCCCCAUGCCGGCCCCACCCCCUCCUCCCCCAUUCACCACCUCACCUCCUCACCUGGACCUAUACCCCUGCCCGACCUGUCCACACAUGCCCGGGAUCGGCUGCCCGGUCAGGGCUCCCCUCUGUCCCACCCCUCCCCUCUAUCCUCCACGGAGACCAGCCUCCACAAGCACCCAGUGCUGGGGGCAGGCAUGGGCUCUGACCGGGACAUCCAGUCAGCCGCCUCCUCUAUUUCACUGCCGUCUGUCAAGAAAGGUCCCAAGAAGAGACGCCUCUCACUGGCUGCUCUUUUCAGACGCAGAGGGAGGGAGUCCAAGUCGGCACAGCACCGGACCAGAGAGCUCCAGCAUGGGGCGGGAACGCUCGGGCCGGUGGAGGGGAUCGCCAGCAUCGAAAGCAUUCACUCCGAAAUGUGUAACGAUAAAAACUCGGCCUUGUUCAGUGUGGCUGGCUCUGCUGUUGCCGCCUCCACCUCUUCUGCAUCAGGGCCCUCCUCCACCUGCUCCUCGGCCUCCAAAGCUGCGGGUGGGACAGGGGCGGAGCUUCUGGAGUGCCCCCUGUGCCUCCUGCGUCACUCGCGUGACUGCUUCCCUGAUAUCAUGACCUGCCACCACCGGUCAUGCAUGGACUGUCUCCGGCAGUACCUGCGCAUAGAGAUCUCUGAGUCCCGUGUGAACAUCAGCUGCCCUGAGUGCUCCGAACGCUUCAACCCCCACGACAUCCGCAUGAUCCUGGGGGACAGGGCCCUGAUGGAGAAGUACGAAGAGUUCAUGCUGCGCAGGUGGCUGGUGGCUGACCCUGACUGCAGGUGGUGCCCUGCCCCAGACUGCGGGUAUGCAGUUAUCGCCUUUGGUUGUGCCAGUUGCCCAAAGAUCACAUGCGGCAGAGAUGGGUGUGGCACAGAGUUUUGUUACCACUGUAAACAGCUGUGGCAUCCUAACCAGACGUGUGACGCAGCCCGACAGCAGAGGGCUCAGAGCCUUCGCCUCCGCACGGUUCGCUCCUCCUCCCUCAGCUACAGCCAGGAGAGCGGGGCGGCAGCUGAUGACAUAAAACCAUGUCCGCGCUGUGCUGCGUACAUCAUCAAAAUGAACGACGGCAGCUGUAAUCAUAUGACCUGUGCUGUGUGCGGCUGUGAGUUCUGCUGGCUCUGUAUGAAGGAGAUCUCAGACCUGCACUACUUGAGUCCUUCAGGUUGUACUUUCUGGGGGAAGAAGCCUUGGAGCAGAAAGAAGAAGAUCCUAUGGCAGCUGGGGACAUUAGUGGGUGCUCCGGUUGGCAUCGCGCUCAUCGCUGGUAUCGCCAUCCCUGCCAUGAUCAUCGGGAUCCCGGUGUAUGUGGGGAGGAAGAUUCAUAACCGCUAUGAAGGUAAAGACAUGUCCAAUCACAAGAGGAACUUGGUGAUUGCUGGAGGAGUGACGCUCUCUGUCAUCGUGUCUCCUGUCGUUGCCGCAGUAACAGUCGGGAUUGGGGUUCCCAUAAUGCUGGCGUAUGUGUACGGAGUGGUGCCCAUCUCUCUGUGCCGCAGUGGAGGAUGUGGCGUUUCAGCUGGAAACGGGAAAGGAGUUCGGAUAGAGUUUGACGACGAGAAUGAUCUGAACAUCGGCAGUGGAACGGCAGUCACUGAUACAACUUCAGUGGCCGACACCCGGAACAACCCCAGUAUUGGGGAGGGCAGUGUGGGCGGCCUCACGGGCAGCCUCAGUGCCAGCGGGAGCCACAUGGAUCGACUCGGGGCCAGAGACAACCUGAGUGAGAGCGCCUCCACCACAGCUCUGGCAGGGGCCAGUAUCACGGGCAGUCUGUGUGGCAGCGCCAUGGUCAGCUACAUCAACAGGUUGGAGGUGCAGGCUGAUGUGCAGAAGGAACGCUGCAGUUUAAGUGGAGAGUCCGGGACAGUCAGUCUGGGCACAAUCAGUGACAAUGCUAGCACCAAAGCAAUGGCUGGAUCCAUUCUUAACGCCUACAUGCCCCUCGACAGAGAUGGUAACAGUAUGGAGGUGCAGGUGGAUAUUGAAUCAAAGCCUGGUAAACUGCGUCACCACAGCGGCAGCAGUAGUGUAGACGACAGUGGCCAUGUGGGGCGCUGUGGCUGGACCUGUCCCGCGUCCGGCUGCUCUGAGGGGAAAAGUACCUCCAAAUGGGCCAAAGACGCCUCCUGCUCCAAUUCCAGUGGCAAGAAGAGCAAAGGCAAACUGCGCAAGAAAGGAGGCGGCACCAAGAUCAAUGAGAGCCGCGAGGACAUGGACGCACAGCUGCUGGAACAGCGCAGCACCAACUCCUCAGAGUUUGAUUCUCCCUCUCUCAGCGGGAGUCUGCCUUCUGUGGCCGACUCCCACUCCAGCCACUUCUCUGAGUUUAGCGGCUCUGAUCUGGAGAGCAUGAAGACGUCCUGUAGCCAUGGCUCUGGAGGUGUAGGAGGGGACUUCCACACCCGCUUUGCCACCGUCAGCCCUUUACCAGAGGUAGAGAAUGAUCGCCUGGAGAGCUGCCCUGGAGCUGCCUCUGCUGUCCCAGGACUGGGGGCUUUUGUGACUCCUCAUUCCCCCUCCUCCACCUCAUCGUCUGGACAUGGGGCUGAGCUGCCCCCCUUGUGCUUCAUCACAGAGGAGAAUGUAAACCUGGUGUGUCCCGCAGAAUUAGACUCUCAAUGUAACAAUGGAGACGUGUUGAAAGAAGCAAAUAACAACCACCAAGAACAGCCUCAAAGUCAGCCUAAAAUCUCCUGCAUACAGACAGACAUCUAGCAUUGCGAUACCUUAAGUGCUGCACUCUUUCUACUGCGUUCAAACCUUUUUGCCACUAAUCUCCAAGAGUCAUUGCUUACCGUUUACUUUUGGUGUACUUUAGUCUACCCUGGCGAGCCAUACACAUCGACAUUAUUAUUAGGUAACUGAGUCUGGUAGGUCUCCACUUAUGAAGAAUUUCUAUCCCUAAAGGAAAGGGAGUUGUGCAUUUUGUGUUCUGAUUGGUAGUAUGUUUUCGGUUCUGAAAUUGUUCUUUUAUGCCAACUCUGUAAAGGCCACCAACUGAAACAAAUCCUUUCACUUUUAGAAAUAUAAUGUAGUUAUGCCUCACACAGCACAUAAAAAUGCAAUACUCAUUUUUAAGUUAAGAUUUUUAUUAUCAAAAUCAUUUGUGCUGUGUUCAUAAUCAGCAAUUAGUUCAUUAUCCUAGAAAACAUCUUGGAAAGAACUAUACAUUGUUUUUAUUAUGCCAGUCCAGAGGCAGAUUAUUGCACAAAUCCCCGCACUACCAGUUGUAAUCUGAUUAAUCUGAUCUGUGUUGCCCUGUGUACACUAAUUCUUUGAAUUAAAAAAAAACUAAAACAUUGAAAUCACAGGCAAGUACAUAUGAAGGUAGUAUCUGUAACCAACUUUUUGCCCUUGAUGUGAAAUGUGAAAUGGCAACCCUGUGUUUUGUCUCUUUUUAGUUUAGAGUUAAAAGAAAACCACUGUGCCACUUUUGCUUGAACGAUGUGGGCUCUUAAUGCAGAUGCAACACCACAAAGGAAGUCGUGUUUCUUGAAUGGGACCAGGCAAUGUGACUGUACUCACCUUUUCAGCUUUUUUUCCUCUUGGACAUUAUUAACAGAUAAGCUUUUGUGUCUUGUCUAUUUAUUUUAUUUUACUUCUAAAUUAAAUAAUUUCUCAUUUACAUUAAAGACUUGGGCUCGGCAUCAAAUCAUCAAUUAUUUUGAAUUUUGAGCUUGUAUGACAUACCUUAUUCCUGCAAUAGAUGGCUGAUACAUGUCUUUUUUGGAGACUAGUGCUCUGUUGCUGUUACUUAUUAAAGUGUGUAUUUUAUUUAAAUUAUUUUCAGUCUAAUUUAACCCACUGAGGAAUUAUUAAAUGUGGUAUUUAGUUUUAUUACAGUAGCGGGAUUAAAAUGUAACCUAAAAAUCUCUUAAGUAUUGCUGAAUUGUAUCUUUUUUAUUUGGUCAGUAAAAUCAGAUUGACCAUUUUUUCAGUACUUAAAAUGCUGAUUAAACUUGUGGUCAAAUAGUCUUUUUACAAAAUCCAAAAUGUUCUUAAAAGGUAGAUUUAUGUUGAAAGUGUUUUGUAAACUCCAAGUAUUUCUUGGCUUAAAGCUUUUGAUCUCAUCUAAUGCAGGUAGAAUGGCUGAAUAAAUAUUUGUGCACAUUUUCAAUCUGUAGCUAUAAAAGGCCAAGAUGACAUCCUCUGUGUAUCAUGUUCAACUGAUGCUGAGCCCAGUCUGUUGUUUUUGUUCUGUUGAAGGCUUGUAUAUUUACUCUGGUUGAUAUGGUCUCUGGAAGGCCAUAGUUUAAAAGGCAAUGCUAACUAAUACUGUACAGCGGGGUUGGUUUAUUUCCUGAACUGGUUCGGUCUGGUUUAAGGUUUUGCAAGUUUUGAUAUUGUUGUCAAACUUAUUGUGCCUUCUGCCUUAUUUUCUUUUACGUUUCCAUUGUGUCUUUGCAGCAGUGUCCUUUACGAGGUCUCGUUUGUGUCUAAGCGAUGGUAGACUACACACUUUGUUCACAAUGGCCUACCAAAGACACCACUCAGGCUUAAAAUCUUUCUAUCAACGCAAAAUAUUGUUUUCCCUUGACACCACAGGGACAAGAGCUGCAAGAAGUAGCCUGUAGGCACAUGCACUGUUAAUGUAAUUCUCCAUGUAUUUAAGUUCUACAUGUUUUUUCUAUUGGUCCUGUCAGUUGGUGCCGAAUGGUGCUGCUGAGUAGGCUUGAACCUUAUAAAGUCAUAGUAUUUUGUAAAAGUUGGUCAUAUUCGGUAAUAGAGGGCUUGUUUAUGCUCACACAUCUUGUGAAUAUAGUUUGGAUUAGCAGAUUGGAGCAAGUUGAGUUGUGUAUUGUAUUAAAUUAUUAUAAAUGUACUUUUACUACUUCUAACUCUAGUAUUACUGUGGUAUGGUACAUUGUUAGUAUAAGUAUAUAUGACACAAUCCUGGUGUACUCUACCUUUGACUAGAAAGAACUGCUACCACUACCACUACUACUACUACUACUACUACUACAACUACUACUACUACUACUAAGGCUCAUUUAAGUGGAUUAAUAUGGAUAUAAGAGGAAAGAAGUAAUUUUCAAAAUCCAAGGAGUGUCUGGUGAGUCUCUUGCCUUUGCACCUCUCUGUAACUAGUAUAAUCUACUUUGGAAUAAAACGAGCUCUCCAAAUUUGUUUUAAUGACCCACUUUUACAAAAUACUUCUUAAUUUUGAGCGUUAGCCUGAGUGCCCAGUGAUUGCCUUAUCCUGUCACUGAGCUUGCAUGGGUGAAACUCUGAUCUAGUUCUGUUAAGCUUGAAUGGCAUUUGACCCAAGUCUGUUCACAGCAAAAUAUUGUUAUUCUAGGUUUUGGUUGAGCAGUGACUGCUUAUUCCUUUUGUUUAUGUUUCUUCAAAUUCACAGUAAGCCCUCAUUUUGAAAACACUAGUGCCAGUUUUAAUUUGGAAUUGGUGCAUAAUGGCAUAAGGUAUUUGUACAUUUGUUUGGUAAUUUUGCUUUAUUAUAUGCGUGUAAAUGCAUAUCAAAAUUAAAAAAACAAAAAAA